Messenger RNA from Ochlerotatus camptorhynchus, 915 nucleotides. RefSeq lists its product as uncharacterized. The transcript is spliced from 4 exons. The record is from RefSeq and is a predicted model, not a curated record. The coding region runs from base 124 to 558 and encodes 144 amino acids. Lineage: Eukaryota; Metazoa; Arthropoda; Insecta; Diptera; Culicidae.
GCGUAUCUUCACCGCUCAAACAAAGGUGAGAAAGGCAACAUGAACACGAAACUUGUAAAUUGAACAACCGCUGGAUCUUCUACCGCACACCUAUAUGUAGCUACCAACAGUUGGUGCCUGUAAAUGUUCAUUUCAAGUUCAGAGUUUGAAGCGAUCACAACGUAUAAUUCCAUAGCAAACAAAAUGAUGCUCAAAAGUUUACUGCUGGUGACAGUUUUCGGCGUUGUUUUGGCCGAAAACGUUCAACUGAACCAAGGGAAUGUAGCCAUUGAGGUAGUGCGUCGCGUAGCCAGAAGUCCGCAGCAGACAAAUUUUCCUGGUUUUUCCAACAUUGCUCCGCCCGGCUUCGACGUUUCGCAAAUAGUGUCGCAGAACACCGACGUCAGUAAGAAUGGUUAUGCCCAAUCCACAAUCUACAAAUCCGAAAAUGGAAUGGGAUCGUCAUCGACGUCGUUUUCCUCGUCCCAGCCCAGAUCGGGAGCUGCAUCAAUGACGCUAUUUUCCAGCUUCGCGAUGGUUUCCAUUACUGUUUUGGCAACAAGUUUCAUUCGUCACUAAACCAAAUUGCUUAAGUUAAAAAAAAGUAUUGGGACUAGUAUUUAUUUCGAAGAUACACUGAAAUUGUGAUAAUGAAGAAGUGCUAAUAAACAUAAACAAACAUGACGCGGCCGAGCUCGAUUGAGGUGUGUUAGUUUGUAUGCGUGCUUGCUUGUAACUGAUACAUGCGUAGAGUGAUCUUACAAGGUCACAACAGUAGGUGGCGAUGUGAGUUUACGAGUAAUGUGAAUUCAUCAACUUGGAUGAAUUUUUCUGGUCAUGCUUGACCAGUGACUGUUGAGCAAAUGAAUCCACCGAUUAUCAGUGGCCGUAUGUAUUCGUUCAUUUGAUUGAUUGUUGGUAGGGUUAUCAUAUCAA